Priapulus caudatus is the source of this 2887-nucleotide messenger RNA. RefSeq names its product PC4 and SFRS1-interacting protein-like. The record is from RefSeq and is a predicted model, not a curated record. Gene Ontology annotation, cellular component: nucleus. Gene Ontology annotation, biological process: regulation of transcription by RNA polymerase II. The transcript has 17 exons. The coding region runs from base 30 to 2405 and encodes 791 amino acids. Gene Ontology annotation, molecular function: transcription coregulator activity; double-stranded DNA binding. NCBI's taxonomy places the organism in Eukaryota, Metazoa, Priapulida, Priapulimorpha, Priapulimorphida, Priapulidae.
CCGCCGACAGCAGCGCCGAAUGGCGGGAAAUGUUGUUGUGUUAUGACAUUUGCUUUGUCAUUAUAAUAUUUUAUGUCUAUUGUAAAUUUCCGGUCAACACAAACAUGGCAGAAAAACAGAUGGAAUACAGCAUUGGAGACAAGGUGUUUGCAAAAGUCAAAGGCCAUCCAUUUUGGCCGGCACGGGUGAUCAUGGCACCGGAGGGAGUGAAUCUUCCUGUUGGAAGAUUCUUCCUCAUGUUCUAUGGGACUCACGAAACCGCGGCCCUUUGGCCAAGAAAUCUUGUGCCGUAUACUGAAGAGACUAUAGCCAAGCAUGGUAACAAGCCACAUAAACGCAAAGCCUUCCACGAUGCCAAGUGGGAAAUCGUACAUAAUCCUGACGUAGACCCAGAGAUACUUAUACCAUUAUCACAGUCAUCCCUGGAGAGCAAGGCGUCGCCAAGAAAAAAAAGGUAUCCAUUGCGUGAAGGCGAUACAAAGAAAUCUGAAGACCAGGCACCGAAAGUGAAAAAGGAGAAACUUGACCUGCCGGCUUCCCCGCCUUCAGUUGAGAGCAGUCCUUCAAUAAGCAGCAGUGGGCGCAGGAUCAAGGCCAGAAAUCUUGGCGACUUUGUUCUUACGCGACCUGUCCAACUUGGGUCGAGUCCUAUCAAAUCAAAUUCUGGAAUCUCUGCCGGUGUCGCAGUAAAAGGCGAGGAGCUGUCUGCGAAGGAAGCUUCUGAAACCAGCGUGACUCCCACGUUCGUCGAUGCAGCAGUUCAAAGUUUACCUGUUAGAAGACGUAGGAGCCGGCUGAGUGUAGGAGCCAUCAGCCCCGUAGUAGCAGCACGGCAGGAAUCAAGCGAUGUCCUCAUUAAGAGUCCCAAAGUCACAAGGUCCCACCGUCGGACGAUAAAAGAGCAUUCGGUGACUCCUGACGCCCUCGUGCAGCGCGUGAAAGUCGAGCCUGUCGAUUCUGACGUAGAAGUGGAGCCGCACGUACAGGAGUCACAGAGUCCGCAAAUGCCACGCGCUGUAGAGAAGCUCAUAGUGCGGACGUCGGGCAGCGGCGGAGGUGUCAUGUCUGUCACUAGAGGGCGUGGAGCACUUGCGCCGAGAGGAGCUUCCGUCAAUGUGGCUGGAAGGAAGCUAGCAGUGAGACCGUCGGCCAUAUGGCCGACGCGGGAAACGAGAACGAAAUUCGUCGUGCCAUUCAAAGGGCGCGCUGCCGCAGCGGGUGGGACCUCCACAACACGGGCAGCAGCUGCAGUGCGGAAAAGGCGAUCAAGAAACCAACCCAUCAUCGAAUCAACGGACGAGGAUGGAACGGAAGAUGGGUCAGAGUCGAAAACGGAAACCGAGACAGAAGGAGAGGCAGACACUAGGAACAGUGAAGGCAAAGCGUUGCCCAGUGGUGUGCCAUCAUUCCGUGUGCCAGAUCGCAAUAGUGUAGAGAAGAUGCAGCAGCAGCGAAGGGCAGAGUGGCAAUGGCAAGAGGCAACACGCAUCAACAAUCUCAGAGGAAUCCAAAAUGCUAGGGAAUAUUCAGAGUACCGAGAGAUGAUGUCUAAAAGGAAGCCCAUGAGCAGAAGAGAGGAGAAGAUGCAGGAGAGACUGAGGCGUGGUCAGUGGGAGUUACAGCUGGCCAAGAUCAACUUCCACAUCAUCAAGUCUCUACCAGCCGGCAGCAAACCAGAUGUGAAAGCGUGUGACAUGGCCAUGCAAGAGUUGGACCCAUUACCAUUGACUGCUAACAUGCUAAAAAAGAAUCCAUACAUUGUGAGGACAAUCAGAAAGGUGCGUUGUUUCAGACAGCAUCGAAAAUUGCAGAACAAAGCUGAGGACCUUUAUAACCGGUUCAAAGCGAUGUUUAUUAUUCCAGAAAUCGGUUCAUUCGAUGGGACUUUCGAUAAUGCAAGCAGGACGUACCUGGAGAGAUAUCCACAGGUGAAAACGGGAGAUGGCAAGUUGCCUGGGCAGAAACCAACAUACUUUGAACGUAUGUGGCGUCAAGAGCAGAAAGGAAUUGAUCCGCGUGCUGACCUAUCAGACGACAGUCAUGGUGAAAACGCAGUCGUGCCACAACAGAACUACAUUUCUACAAACACUGAAGGAGAAACAGUAGACAACGAUAAUCUACAGGAUAAAGAUAUAGCAGCUGCUUCUGUAGCCAUAGUUGAAGAACUGCUCAAUAGAGUUGUUACUGAUGAGGAAAAUGACAGCAAUGCCCAGUCUGCUCCAGUACUAGCUGAGAUAACUGAUAAGGUUACCAAGGAAACAGAGUGUGCUGCAGUGGAGAAUGUUCCCAUGGAAACAGCUGAUGGUGAAAAUGAUGUGACAAUGGCAGUCAAGGAGUGUAAUGAUUCUGAAGACACAAACCUAGGUAGAAAAAGGUUCACGAGGAGCUCGCUGACGAAAACCUGAAGCUAUAACAAGAUGGCAGCAUGGUGUCACCUCGAUUCCAUGAUGGACACGACACUAGCUCAUCCGUGUAGAUUGCAGUUAAAGACACUUAAAAGGGUGAAUAACAGCAUGAGCAUAUCUCCUGUUAGAUGAGAAUUAUCCGAGUCAAGACGUGUUCAAUACUAACUUGAACAUAUCUACACAAUGUAUUGAUAUAGAUCAGGAUAUAGAUGGACAUAGAUACAGUGUAUAGGUAUAUUAAUGGUACUACGUAGUUGGAUAAGUAUGUAGGGGUCAUGAGGUUUGUACAUGAAACUAGUAUAUAUAGUUGUUGAUGAGGAUACUGCCAAGUUGGUCAUAAAUGUUCGUGGAUCUUUGCAAGUGGGUUAGAUGUGCAUUGUUUAAUUCAUUUUUAUUAUAAUUGAUUUCAUAUACAUUAGUAAAGAUGUAUGUUUGCACAUUUGUAUUUGUAAACUUCAAUAAAAUGUUAGUUUUAAACUUAA